CCAUCACGAGCACGCUCGUUAAACGUGCGCCUUUUCGCUUUCGUCGCGUCUCUUUUUCACUCGAGUCAACGUCUCCUUCGUGCACGACCCUUUCCAUUCCAACUCCAUCCAUCCGACCUCCUAACCUCGAAAAAGAAAAAAAAACUACCCCCUUCUUUGCGAACAACCCAGGGUCGAAUAACACGAAUAACACGAGUGGAGGCGAGCGCAAGCACACCGGAUGCGUCGAUUUCUUUGAUUCGACGAGGAUUGGAACGAGAUCGAAGAGAGGAGGGGCUGAUCUCACCCAUGCCGUUGGCGAGUCGCGUGGAAGGAGGGAAAGAGGAACAGGUGUCCGGCUCGAGGGAUAAGCAAGGGUGAACGUGUGUCGUCGGAUAAUAAGGGAUUCGCGACGAGUGAAAUGAAACGAGUGUUGUUGGAACGCGGUGUUCGCGAGAAGGGUGAUACUUGGUGAGCCACGCGACGCGUGUCAAGUGAUAGUGGAUUCUUCUUCUUGCACCAGUGUUCUUUUUCACAGGAAUUGAUUUUGAAAGUAGCGAUUCACGUGACGCAUCCGCGAAACCUUCUUCUUGCCGGAACGCUUCUCUCUUCGAUCCUGCUAUUUUUCUUCUCGUUCCCCAUUGUCGUUCCCAUUGAUAAAUAUCAAUAAUCGACGCUCGUAUUUGUGCAAGAAACGUGGUGGUGAGAAUGGAUGCAUUUCUGAACACCGUUUCGUGUUAUCGGUCAUCGUUCUAUUUUUUACGAAGCAUAUAGUUGUAACGUACUAUUAUUAUGUACAAGAGUAAUUUCGUAUUUGUGAAUAUUAGAAAAGGUUAAAAGUGUGUUGCAACGUGGUUUUGUAUUGGAAACGUAGAGUUUCCGCACUUUCUUUAGAUAUAUUAACGCAACAUCCUACGAAGUAUGUAAUUUGCUGCAACUUCUCGUUAAUUGUAUGAUAUUUUGAAAAGCUGCCUGCUCGUAAUAUUUUAAAAAUUUCGUUAACAGUGAAGUUUCUCUUUGUGAAAGCGACAUUCAAGUGCGUGUUAUAAUUAUAUGAACUGGAAGGUGAAUUGGAAAAGUUAAUUGGUUCUCCUUGGAUAAACAAUUGUUGGAGUGGUCUCGUGGAUGAUUAUGAACGUUCUACGCUAUUAAUUACCAGUGACGAGAAGGACGUAGAAGGAAGGAGAAAAUAUCGGAGGAGGCGAUAGCUGGAUCCAUCGAUCCAUCGGGUGUAAAGAGAGAAACGGUGGCAAUCGUCGGAGCAGGGCACGACGAGAGAGUGGACGGGAGGCAACGCCCUUUUCCCGCCGGGAAGAUGAAGGCCAGGCUGGUACGUCGGCUCGUUGCCACGUCCGUGACCUAAGGGCGGAGAGGAGAAGAAGAGGAAGGAGGGAAAGGACGCGGUGGGCCGACGAGCAUGACGACGAUCGUGGCGAGCAGCGAAUCGAGCGAGGUGGUGUCCUCGGUGGACGUGACGACCCUGUUGAACGGCAUCUCGACCGAGGAGGGGCAAUUCGGGAACGCGAGCUACUCGAGCGAGCAAAAGUUGUCGGUGGCCGUGACGAUCGCGAAAGGUUGCCUGAUGGGCUCCAUCAUAGUGACCGCGGUGUUCGGUAAUCUGUUGGUGAUGGUGUCGGUGAUGCGGCACAGGAAGCUGCGGAUCAUCACCAAUUAUUUCGUGGUCUCUUUGGCGUUGGCCGACAUGUUGGUCGCGAUGUUCGCGAUGACGUUCAACGCGAGCGUGCAGUUGACCGGCAAAUGGCUGUUCGGUUAUUUCAUGUGCGACGUGUGGAACUCCCUGGACGUGUACUUCAGCACCAGCUCCAUCCUCCAUCUGAUGUGCAUCUCGGUGGAUCGUUACUGGGCGAUCGUGAAACCGCUCAAAUAUCCUAUUAUCAUGACCAGGAGGCUGGCCGCCUACAUGCUGCUCGCCUGUUGGAUAUUGCCCGCGUUCAUCUCGUUCAUGCCCAUUUUCAUGGGGUGGUACACCACGCCUGAGAACAGUAUGCGAAGGCAGAAUCAUCCCGAUUUGUGCGAGUUUAAGGUGAACAAGAUUUACGUGAUAUUCUCGUCGAGCAUCUCGUUCUGGAUACCGUGCACCAUCAUGACGCUCACGUAUUUCGCCGUGUUUAAAGAGGCGAACAGGCAGGAGAAGCAAAUGCACAGCAGGAUGGGGAACGUGAUGCUGUUGAGCCACAGGCCGAGCAAGGAUUUGAAUAAUUUGAACGGGGAGCUCAACAGCGCGGGCUCCUCCAAGACGUUGACGUUGAACGAGAUCAGCACCAAUCAUCUGCACACGCCUACCAAGGACAAGAAUAUCAUGAAGAUGAAGAGAGAGCACAAGGCUGCUAGGACGUUAGGCAUCAUCAUGGGUACCUUCAUACUCUGCUGGUUGCCCUUCUUCUUGUGGUACGUUAUCACAACGUUAUGCGGAGAAUCCUGUCCGUGUCCCGACAUCGUGAUCGCCCUGCUUUUCUGGAUCGGGUACACGAAUUCGGCGCUGAACCCGUUGAUCUACGCGUACUUCAACCGCGACUUCCGAGAAGCUUUCAAGAAUACUCUGCAGUGCGCGUUCUGCUCGCUCUGCAGACGAGAGCCGUCCGAUCUCGAGGCGCUCGAUUUCCGUCGGCCGUCCCUAAGAUUGGCCGAUGUAGCAACACUACGUGAAUAAAACUAUAUAUAAUCGCGGAAAGAACACGAUUUUCCACGCGAUGAUCACGAGAACGAUAAGGAAGAAAGAAGAAGGAUGAAUAUGUAAUCAACAAUGAAUCGAGUGGCAUGAUUGUGAGCUAACAGAAUGGAGGGAAAAUGAUGAUGCAAUUGAGGAGAAAGGCUAAGGAUUGAUUGGCGAUUGUUGCCAGUUUAAAAUUCAAAUUUAUGUAUUUAUUUUUCAAGUAGAUUAUAAGUGUAUUAAAGUGAAUAAUAAAACGAUACUUAUAAAUAAUUAUUGUUUAAAUACGUCGAAUAUAAUUAAAGAAUGAAUAAAAUAGCUGAACGAAGGACUGGA
Molecule: messenger RNA, 2986 nt
Organism: Apis laboriosa (Himalayan honeybee)
Lineage: Eukaryota; Metazoa; Arthropoda; Insecta; Hymenoptera; Apidae
Product: octopamine receptor beta-2R-like
Exons: 5
Coding region: 1397-2650 (417 amino acids)
Biological process (GO): adenylate cyclase-activating adrenergic receptor signaling pathway
Cellular component (GO): membrane
Molecular function (GO): octopamine receptor activity
Source: RefSeq, a predicted model, not a curated record